CCCCAAGAACAGGCUUUCUCUUUGCUCCUUUCCCCUUUUCCUUUCAGAUUGAGGAAGUGUCAAGUAUUUCAAUUUCAUUCGAGGUAACUUCAUCAAUCAUUCCACCUCCUAAUCAAUAUCUUACGAAAUUAACGACUUUAACGAAUCUUCUUGAAUAUCAAUCAUUUUCUCUUACAUACAUAGAGCAUUCGAAUCAAACCCCCAUCAAAGUGCGGUCUCUCCCACUCUUUCGACGCACAGUUUAAACCACCCACGACGAGAAAAAGAUCUCCUUCUCUUGAAACAUAGUACACAAUACAGCACAAUCUUCGGUUAUCAGUACAAUAUCAGAAUCUUAUACUUCAAUUCAUACAUACAAAGAUGGCGGGGCCAGAGAAUACUAAGCAAUACGUCCCUUUGACAUGCCAUGGUCACUCAAGACCUGUUACGCAUAUCAGCUUUUGUGGUUUCGUGGAUGGAAAGGAUGACGAGUAUUACAUGAUAUCGGCAUGUAAAGGUAUGGCACAUGAUUGUCUGGAGGAUUGGAUGCAUGUACAUGUCUAACUCACUAUGUCAGAUAACAACCCUAUGUUAAGAAGUGGUGUUAAUGGCGAUUGGUACCGUACAUCUGGAAAUUCUUCACCGCAAGACACUAAUUGAUGAUUUAGGAUUGGUACUUUCUUUGGACAUAAAGGCGCGGUUUAUCAAGCUAGACUUUCUCCGGAUGCCAAAUAUGCUGCGACUGCUUCGGCAGAUUUCACUGCGUAGGUGAUUUGCGCCAAUUUGGAUUGGCUGACACUAAUGAAUUGUAUAGGAAAGUCUGGGAUACAUACACUGGAGAAACUCUCUAUACUAUCCAACAUCAGCACGUUGUUCGAGCUGUCGCAUUUCCUCCCGAAUCAGGUACUACUCUUGCGACAGGAGGAACCGAUAAGAAACUUUUCAUUUUUGACCUCGCGAAACUCAAUUCUUCCGGCACAAAUGGCACAACUUCUAAUGGCAAUGGAAGCGACACUAAGAGCAUUUCACAAGAUGAUGGCUUCGAGAUUGGCCCGGGUGUUCACAAAGGUACAAUCAAGGCGGUUGUUUGGACUCAGGAUCCAAAUAUCAUAGUUACGGCAGCAGAUGAUAAAGUUAUAAGAUGGUGGGAUUUACGUUCGCAGUCCGUUGUUCAAGAACAAAAGGUAGAUGGUGAUAUUGGUUCAUGCGAGUUUAGCAACAUUGCAUCUGGACCAGGAGAUAUUGGUGGAGGAUUACCUAUUUUAUCGAUUGCUGCUGGCAAAACUCUAUACUUCUAUGGUGGACCAGCUGCGAACACUCUUAUCAAGAAAGUUGUAUUGAAUUAUGAGGUUGCCAGUGUAGCGAUUCAUCCCCUUCAAAGGAAAUACAUCACUGGUGGAAUUAAGGAUACAUGGGCGAAAGUCUAUGAUUUUGAUUCUGAUCAAGAACUUGGUAUGUUUCUAAUCCCAAUCGAAUAAAAUCUUUCUAACAACUAUAGAUGUUCACAAAGGUCAUCAUGGUCCAAUCUGGAGCAUCAGUUUCUCCCCCGAUGGAAAAUUAUAUGCUACGGGCAGUGAAGACGGUACGAUUAAGAUGUGGAAGAAUUGUCCCGGUUCCUUUGGACUAUGGAGAGCUGAAAGUUAAGAGGUUGUAAUAGAUACAGAGCAGGCUCAAAUCAUACUACUGUAUAAUAUUGAUCCAAGCUUAUGUGCGUAUGAAAGCGCACCGCCGCUGUAUUGAGCGAGGUAUACCAGACGACUUAUAUCGAAUGGUUUAGCGAAGGGAUGAGAUCCCAAAGCGCCUUUAGAUCAAUGGAUGAAUAAAUAAAAUUCAUCUAUAUAUCAAUACUAUGAAUACAUAUACUGUAUGUGAUGAAAUUGAUAUGAACAGAAUAGAAUAGAAUAGAAGAAUCCCACUCCCCACUCAAUA
Molecule: messenger RNA, 1908 nt
Organism: Sclerotinia trifoliorum
Lineage: Eukaryota; Fungi; Ascomycota; Leotiomycetes; Helotiales; Sclerotiniaceae
Source: the annotation of a GenBank genome assembly